Messenger RNA from Daldinia caldariorum, 2623 nucleotides. RefSeq names its product SWIRM-domain-containing protein. Bases 251 to 2305 code for a protein of 684 amino acids. The transcript has 3 exons. Gene Ontology annotation, biological process: positive regulation of DNA-templated transcription. Gene Ontology annotation, cellular component: SWI/SNF complex. NCBI's taxonomy places the organism in Eukaryota, Fungi, Ascomycota, Sordariomycetes, Xylariales, Hypoxylaceae. The record is from RefSeq and is a predicted model, not a curated record. Gene Ontology annotation, molecular function: histone binding; DNA binding.
CCAUCAACGUCCUUAAUAACAACCUCCCUUCGAACCGCAUUAUUGCAUCAAAUUCUUCUCUCUCUUUAAUAACUCGUCGCAGGUAAAAUUAACACUUGUUGCGAUACCUCGCGUCGGGUUUUUCUUUUUCUUUUCUUUUCCUUUCCUUUUUCAACAAAAUUGGUAUAAUCACAUACUAAACAUUUAGUAAAGCCUUCUCUCCCCUCCCCCUUCGAAGGUUAUUAGUUGUAAAUUCGCUUUUUCAUUCACGAUGGAAGGCGAACACGCCAACUUCGGUUCACCGGCCAAUGCAGCUACUCCGGGAAACAACCCGAUCCUAGCGCAGCCGCCCCUUCAAUCCGAUGUAGCGGGUGCGCCUCAAGGCUCCGAGGACGUGCAAAUGUCCGAAAUCCCUUCCACAGAUCCCAUCAUCAAGCAAGAUAGCGCUACUCCUGCACCAGCUGGUACUUCACAUAACCCACUUGAUGCCCCUCCUGCACCGCCUGCUGAAACUACCCUAGCUAAGGAUGAUGAGGAAAUGGGUGAGGCUCAGCCCGAGCCUCAGGAUGGACGAACCCAAGACAAGCACACCGAAGACACUGCUGUCAGCGGUGAAAGUAACGCCCAGGAAGUAAAGUCGAAGGAAACCAUCGAAAAUGCCGCGCGCGAACAUCUCAUCUCCCAGACGCAUGCAAUUGUCCUACCCAGUUACAGUACCUGGUUCGACAUGAAUGCGAUUCACAGCAUCGAACGUAAAGCUCUCCCGGAAUUUUUCAACAGUCGAAACCGCAGCAAGACCCCCGCCGUGUAUAAAGAUUACCGCGAUUUUAUGAUUAAUACCUACCGGCUGAACCCCGUCGAGUACCUAACCGUCACUGCGUGCAGACGAAACUUGGCUGGCGAUGUUUGCGCCAUCAUGCGCGUCCACGCGUUUCUGGAGCAGUGGGGGUUAAUUAACUACCAGGUUGAUGCAGAUCAACGCCCGUCUCAAGUUGGCCCGCCCUUCACGGGCCACUUCCAAGUUAUUUGUGAUACCCCUCGUGGACUUCAACCCUGGCAACCUUCGGCCGAUCCGAUCGUACUAGAAGGCAAAAAGAACCAGGAUACCGAUCAAAAGGCUAACGCUCCCGCUACUGCCGCGGGCGAGCGAAAUCUAGAGAUUGGUCGAAAUAUCUACGAAGCCAACGCGAAAGGGGCGAAGAUCAACAAGUCCGAGAAUAAGACUAAUGGAGAGGCCGCCACUAACGGUGCAACAUCCCCGGUAGCUGACGACAAUCUCAGCAAACCCAUUGCUAAGGUGCACUGCUACAACUGCGGUAUCGACUGCACUCGGCUCUACUAUCAUCUGCCAGAAGCCAAUUCAACCAAUAAGGCGAAGUGUGAUUUAUGUUCCAGCUGUUUUGUCGAGGGCCGAAUACCCGGAAAUCAGUCCAAUACCCAAUUUGUUCAAAUAGAGAACAAAACUUAUUCAUCCGUCCUCGAUCGCGACGCACCCUGGACAGAUGCCGAGGUUCUUCGACUUCUCGAGGCCUUGGAAAGAUAUGAUGAUGACUGGGCCGAGAUUGCAGCCCACGUGGGCACGCGAACUCGAGAGGAAUGUGUUUUGCAAUUUCUCCAAUUAGAUAUUGAGGACAAGUACCUCGAGACAGAAGCUCCUAUCCAUGCUCCUACAGGUCUUGCUAUGCUCGGGAAGCAUGGCGGGCACCUUCCUUUCAGUCAGGCCGAUAAUCCAGUCAUGUCUGUUAUCGGAUUCCUUGCCAGUCUGGCAGACCCCAAGACAACAGCCGCAGCUGCAAAGAAAUCUGUAGAACAACUGCAAGAAGGCCUGCGAAACAAACUCGAGGGCAACGAUACGACAAAGGUCAACGGAAAAGGAAAGGAGAAGGAGAGUGACUCGAUGGAGUUAGAUAGUCACCAAGAAAAUACCGGUCCUACCGCGUCUGACUUGGCCAGCAUACCACUUGCUGCUAUGGGUGCACGUGCGGGCGGCCUAGCUUCGCACGAGGAGCGAGAGAUGACAAGACUCCUCUCGGCGGCAGUUAAUAUUACCUUACAGAAGAUGGAGCUGAAGCUCAAAUACUUCGACGAGAUGGAGGGUAUAUUACAAGCAGAGCGACGUGAACUAGAGCGGGGCAGGCAACAACUCUUCCUCGACCGACUUGCCUUCAAAAAGCGGGUAAGGGAAACGCAAGCAGGCCUCAAGGCAGCCAACCUUAACGGGGACGUUAAGUCCGAUGGCAGUGGUCUUACUUUCACCUCAGCGCCCCCGUUAAGCGCUGUUCAACCGCUCGGUAGUGAUGGCAAUAUCAAGAGCUACGAAGCCUAAUUUAUUUUACCGGUCCGGGCGGAUAUUUCUUGCGCUAAAUGUUGCGUGAGAGAAGGUUGUUGAUUUUUAAUCGUGGCGAAUUUAGGUAUCCUAAAGGGACUUUGAUUUGACUGUUGCGAGCUAUCAGCUCCCGUGGGCGUCUGUGGAAUAGGGUUUCUCGCUUUUGUUGCUUUUGGUUGUCAUUUCAAUUUUUUUUUCCCUCCGAAAAUAAAGUCACCCCUGCCUUGUGGAUGAAAAAGAACAUUCUUGGGGGGAAGCAGGAGUAAGAGAGCGAGAAUGGGAGAAGAAGGUGGAGGGUAUAGUAUCUUGCACUUGCAU